Molecule: messenger RNA, 1329 nt
Organism: Rana temporaria (common frog)
Lineage: Eukaryota; Metazoa; Chordata; Amphibia; Anura; Ranidae
Gene: ARL15
Product: ADP ribosylation factor like GTPase 15
Exons: 5
Coding region: 141-719 (192 amino acids)
Molecular function (GO): GTP binding; GTPase activity
Source: RefSeq, a predicted model, not a curated record
CUCUCGGGGAGGGAGGUGGGAGGAGAAGGAAGAGCAGAGAGGGGACAGUUCCAGCAGCAACUUGCUGUGUGAAUAUUAUUGAAGGAUCGCCAGUGGAGGAAGACCAGGGAGCACGGCUCAGAGCCACACUGCAUGAGUCCAUGGAUUACAUGUGUUUUCGAGCCCUCUGCUGUAAGGGUCCUCCGCCACCACGUCCAGAAUAUGACAUUGUAUGUAUAGGUCUCACAGGAUCUGGCAAGACCAGCCUUUUAUCACAGCUGUGCAGUGAGAGCCAAGACAACCUUGUGCCUACCACAGGUUUUAGUAUAAAAGCCGUUCCAUUCCAUAAUGCCAUUCUGAAUGUAAAAGAACUUGGAGGAGCAGCCAAUAUCCGGAAGUACUGGAGUCGUUAUUAUCAGGGAUCACAAGGUGUAGUCUUUAUUCUUGAUAGUGCCUCAUCAGAAGAAGACCUAGAAACUGCCAGGAAUGAGCUCCAUUCCGCACUUCAGCACCCACAACUAUGCACUUUACCGUUUUUAAUAUUGGCUAAUCACCAAGACAAACCAGCAGCUCGUUCCAUACAAGAGAUCAAGAAGUAUUUUGAACUUGAGCCACUGGCACGAGGAAAAAGAUGGAUUCUACAGCCAACCUCACUGGACAACAUGGAAGCUGUAAAGGACAGCUUUUCAAUGCUAAUAAACCUUUUAGAUGAUCGAGAACUUGAGCCUGUUCAGUUGUGAAAAAUUCCGAAUGCAGCAGGCUUCUUCAAUGUUUCACCUGGGAGCAUUUUUACUUUCCAGGAACAUCAAACAUGGACAGCAGCAUCGUGUCUGGGUCGCAGAGGGUCUGCAUUGUUUGCUGCCUUAUAUCUACAUGGAAUUGCUUCUUUUUUUAAAUUUGUUUUGUGGAUAGUAUCUUUUUAGUAGCCAUAUACCCAAGUAUUGGUUAAGUAGGCCAGGACUGGUACUUUAAAUAAUUCAUAAAAAUAGGCUGGAUGACUGAAAACGGGAUCAAUCAAUAUCGUCUAGAACAGCUGUAUGAACAACAUUGGCUACGAACGAUGUUCAUCAAUUCAAUCACCUAUAGAAUAUUUAUAUUGCUAUUACAAUUCAUCUUUUCAUGCAAAACAUGUCUUAAAAUAGUAUUGUAGCCAUACGUUUCUGUGCACACAAAACUUGUAUUUCAGUUAUGGACUGAUGCUGAUGGGAUGCACAUUGGACCUAUUGAAAGAAAUUGGAACUUUUUUCUCCCUGUCCACCAAGCUCUUUUCAAGGGAAUGUAUAGUACUUUUCACGUGUUUUUAUUUUUAGAAAAAUUAUGUGUGUGUACAUAUAUACAUUAAUGUGCACA